Acanthosepion pharaonis is the source of this 1023-nucleotide messenger RNA. NCBI's taxonomy places the organism in Eukaryota, Metazoa, Mollusca, Cephalopoda, Sepiida, Sepiidae. The record is from the annotation of a GenBank genome assembly.
AUGGACGGGACCUACGACAAUGCCCUAAUGGGAAUUCUGCAACAAGAAGGGCAGUUGGGGCCUUUCUUGGAUGUUAUUAUGGGAUUCCUUUAUAGAAGAACAGAUUUUUAUCAUAUUUUACGGGACAAGUCUGACACAAAAGGAUUUCAUCCUGGAAUGGCAUUAAAUAUUCUCCUUAAAUCUUAUCGGAAAUUUGAGGACAAAGCAAGAAACAAUGAGAAUUCUUCCAACCCCAAAUUAUUGAUUGCCUCAAAAGCCAAUCAAUAUCAUGAAGAAAUGACAGAUGUAGAUAGCAAGUCACCAAAUAUAUGUGAUGCCGAAACUUGCAGAGAAAAGCCAAAAUUCCCUGAAAAAGAAAAAGUAGCUUCUAAAACAACAUCAGAAGAAGAAAAUAAUUCUACAGACAGUCAAGCAAAUACUAUUAAUCAAGGUCCCCCAAGCAAAACAUAUCAAGCUGACUCAGAAAGUUAUAAUGGAGCUGAGAGAGAAGGAUAUUCUUGGUCUCAGUCAAUCACAGAUUGUGACUUGAGAGUGCAGGUUCCUAAGAAUUUGGUAAAAGGAAAGCAAAUAAAAGUGGACAUAAAAAAGAAACACUUAAAGGUUUCAUAUAGAGCUGACAAUGGUGAAGAAAUCAUCUUCAUUGAUGAUGAUCUGAUGUGGGAAGUUCAAAAAGAUGAUUGUAUGUGGAGUCUCAUACCUGGAGAACAUAUCCAUUUGUAUCUUGAAAAAGUCCAAGAACGGUGGUGGGAUGCUGUCUUUAUAAAUGAGCCUAAAAUCAAUGUACGGGAAAUUGAUUGCUCACGUCCAAUGUCAGAUUUAAAAGAAGAUGAACAAAUGAAAAUACAAGAACUCAUGUAUAAUGAGCGACAAAAACGAUUGGGGCUGCCACAAUCCCAUGAAGAGAAAGCACAUAACUUGUUAAAGCAAGCAUGGGACGCCGAAGGUUCACCUUUUAAAGGACAAACAUUUGACACAAGCAAACUCAAAGUGGAUCCAAGUGGAGUUUUAAAUAUUAAUCCAUAA